AUAGAGAACUAAAGUACAUUAGGACCAUGGUGCUGCUGAUAGCUGUGUUCUAUUUUUAUGGCAGUUUUUGUUGCAUUGCUGCUGGUCAGGAUGCUUCAACCAUGUCUGCUGAAGAAAAGUCCAAAAUCAGGGAACAAAUUUUGGAGAUGUUUGAUCAUGCUUAUGGCAGUUACAUGAAAUAUGCAUACCCAGCAGAUGAGCUGAUGCCGCUGAGCUGCAGGGGGAGAGUUCGGGACCUCGAACCCAAUCGUGGAGACAUCGAUGACUCUCUGGGAAAGUUUUCUCUGACGCUGAUUGACACCUUAGAUACACUAGUGCUGCUGAAUAGACUGGAGGACUUUGAGGAGGCUGUGAAAAAGACUCUUGCAGAUGUUAGACUGGACAACGACGUGGUUGUGUCUGUCUUUGAGACCAAUAUCCGUGUGCUGGGGGGAUUGCUGGGGGCACACGUGAUGGCUGAUUUACUUAAGCAGCGAGGAGACAGGAUGCAGUGGUACAGAGAUGAGCUGCUUCACAUGGCCAAAGAUCUCGGCCAUCGCCUACUGCCUGCCUUUAACACCACCAGUGGCCUUCCUUAUCCAAGGGUGAACCUCCGCUAUGGGGUUUUAAACCCUCUAUCUCGAACAGGCCAGGAGACAGACACCUGCACAGCCUGCGCCGGCACCAUGAUCCUGGAGUUUGCAGCACUCAGUCGACUCUCAGGGGAUUCUGUGUUUGAGGAACAUGCUCGCAAAGCUCUGGAUGUCCUCUGGGAGAAGAGGCAAAGAGGAAGCAACCUCGUGGGCACAGUCAUCAACAUCCAUAAUGGAGACUGGGUCCGUAGGGACAGUGGUGUUGGUGCUGGAAUCGACUCUUAUUAUGAGUACUUAAUGAAGGCCUACAUUCUGCUAGGAGACAACGUGUACCUCGAAAGAUUCAAUACACACUACAGUGCCAUUAUGAAGUAUAUUAGCCAGCCACCUCUGCUGCUGAACGUGCACAUGCACAACCCCACAGUAAACGUGCGCAGCUGGAUGGACUCCCUGCAGGCUUUCUUUCCUGGACUGCAGGUCCUAAGGGGCGACCUAAAACCUGCCAUAGAGACCCAUGAGAUGCUCUACCAAGUGACCAAACAGCACAAGUUUCUUCCUGAGGCUUUCACCACAGAGUUCAGAGUCCACUGGGGUCAACACCCACUGCGGCCAGAGUUUGCUGAGAGCACUUACUUUCUUUACAAGGCUACAGGCGACCCGCAUUACCUCAAGGUGGGGCAGUCUAUAGUGGAGAAGCUGAACACACACGCCCGUGUCCCCUGUGGCUUUGCUGCAGUGCAGGAUGUAAGGACAGGAACACAUGAGGACAGGAUGGACUCCUUUUUCUUGGCUGAGAUGUUCAAAUACCUCUACCUCCUCUUCUCCGAGAAGAGCCAUUUGCCUUUCGAUAUAGAUGACUACGUUUUUACCACUGAGGCCCAUUUGCUUCCCGUUUCUCUGUCCACUACACGGAGUCCAUGUAAAGGCAACAGCACGGGCCGUGACACCGCUGAUGAGGUGGACCUGUUUACAUAUUCCUGUCCUAGUGCUCAAACCCUGUUCCCUAACAACCCUUCCUUUGCCAAGACAAUCAGGGACAGCUGUAAAUACCUCACCGGGGUGGGCAGACCACCCUAUACCUCUCCCAUCAGGGGGAUUGAACUGCCUUUUCAUGACACUGGCAUCGAGCCAAUGGAGUUCUUAAAAAGCAUGGGCAUCUCUUUGUCAGAUAUGGUAACAGCUGGAAGCAGCUCUGUCACCCAGGACACUGAGAAAGGCGUGUUCAGAGUCAAGCUGGUAGCUGAGGUCAGCCAGACAUCUGAAGAAGAAGAGGUGGUGCCACACAUCGUCCAACUCAUCUCCCCACCAUUUUUGGGUAGAACAGUCCUGACAGCGGGGCCAGCUAAAUUCGGGAUGGACCUCACUAAGCAGGAGCACGGGGUUAAGGGUAGUAUAGUGAAGAGUGUUCCGUACACAGCGUGUGGGAACAUCGAGAAUGCUGAAGAGCUGCACGGUCACGUAGCCAUGGCUCUGAGAGGAGACUGCAUGUUCGCUGCUAAAGCUCGUCGACUACAGGACGCAGGAGCCAUUGGUGUCAUUUUUAUUGACCAAACGGAGGACAGCAGCAGUGCCGAGACCCCUCUGUUCCAGAUGGUGGGUGAUGGAGAGACGACAGAGGACAUCACAAUACCGCUGGUCUUCCUGUUCAGCAAAGAAGGGACUAUUCUUACUGCUGCUCUGGAGGAAACCCAAAAUGUGGACGUCCUGCUGCUGCCUAAAGAGAGAGAGCUGGGAAAAGAAAAGAAAGACAAGCUGAACAUCAAGUUCCGACUCGCCAAAGAGAACGAACUGGAGGAAACCGAGUCAGAGAGACAUACCAUCCGGCUGGUGCUGGAAGGAGAGGUACAGCCGGAGAGUGAAGGCAGGACGGUCGAGGCUGCAUCCAAGUCCCACUGCACAGCUCCCUCUGCAGGGGAAAACCAGGAGUCGUGCAGUUCAGAUAAGAAAGAUUCCACAAGCACGCCAUGAUACUGGAACACGAUCGGUGCCUCGGCUUCUCCUCUCAUUCCCAGUCUGCUGCUGCUGGCUUGCAGCUGAUCCAGGAUCAGAAGGGUGGAAAUGCUCUCGUGUCAUUCAGACCCGAACUGAACUGAUGGAGCUCGGAGCAUGGUUAGUCUGUAGUUUUGGGGACUGUGUAUUUAUUUGUAGGAAAAGUGUGUGAAUCCUAAAGUCUUACUUCCUACUAAAUAACUUGACUUACAUGUGCUGGUGGUUGGGAUUUUUUUUUUUUUUUUUUUGUGUCAAAGGGGCAUCAGGACAUUUCACGCCAUGACACUUUAUACUGUCGGUUUUAUUAUUAAAGCUGGGCUGAUUAAUGCAAUAUUUUAAGAAAUCAAAAUGUAAACCAUGACAGAGGUCUCAUGAUGGACUGGCGUCUCGUCUAGUGAAGACGGACCCACCACAACCCUGACCAGAAUAAAGCAGUGGUAAAACGUGAA
Trichomycterus rosablanca is the source of this 3010-nucleotide messenger RNA. Its product is annotated as ER degradation-enhancing alpha-mannosidase-like protein 3. Gene Ontology annotation, cellular component: endoplasmic reticulum; membrane. Bases 27 to 2540 code for a protein of 837 amino acids. Gene Ontology annotation, molecular function: mannosyl-oligosaccharide 1,2-alpha-mannosidase activity; calcium ion binding. The transcript is spliced from 20 exons. Lineage: Eukaryota; Metazoa; Chordata; Actinopteri; Siluriformes; Trichomycteridae. The record is from RefSeq and is a predicted model, not a curated record. Gene Ontology annotation, biological process: carbohydrate metabolic process; endoplasmic reticulum mannose trimming; mannose trimming involved in glycoprotein ERAD pathway.